Macroventuria anomochaeta is the source of this 1639-nucleotide messenger RNA. RefSeq lists its product as uncharacterized. Lineage: Eukaryota; Fungi; Ascomycota; Dothideomycetes; Pleosporales; Didymellaceae. The transcript has 5 exons. Bases 156 to 1544 code for a protein of 462 amino acids. The record is from RefSeq and is a predicted model, not a curated record.
AUCGGACUAUGAUGUAGAACAACUGAGGCACACCUAGCAACACGGACAAUACACUGAGGACGUCCGAUAUAUCCUUUGGCUAUUCCGAACUGUUGUCAACGUCUCCAAGGAUCGAAUGCGCCAUACAGCAGUGCUGAGCAACCUCUUUCACAAGCAUGACUAUAUCACCAGCCGACGCAAGAGAUGACCCCAGAAACGCACAUCUCCCUCUGGUGAAUCAGCCUCAGACGAUCUUAGGGACGACGAUUACGUUCCUGUCACUCGCCAUACUAGCAGCAGGCCUGCGGUUGUGGAGUCGCUUUCGAGAUCGCCUCUGGGGCUGGGAUGAUGCCUUCGUCUUCCUUGCUGGUAUUGCCAGUAUAGCUGGUGACAGCAUUGUUUGCUUGAUGCCUUACAAUGGGCUCGGUUUACACUUCUAUACUCUCAGUCAUAGUGAUAAAGAAGCGUACUUUAAGUAUGUAUGGUUGAGCAACGCUGCUUACUGCGCCAGCACAACCUUCAUAAAGUUGGCCAUCCUCUUCCAGUACAUGCGCCUCUUUGCCGAAACAACAACCUCCACCACCUCUCCGCAAUACCGUCUCGCGCGAAAGUGUAUCUGGUCCGUAAUCAUUGUAUCUGCCACGUGGGGCUUUUCGUUCCUCAUUCUUGCCCUGUUUCCUUGCCAGCCCAUUGCUAAGAACUGGAAUCCGACGUUGAAGGGCAAGUGUGUGGGCUGGGGCACCAAAGACCCAGGCAAGCUUUUUGCCAUGUGGGCAGCUCACGCCGCUACCAACAUGUUUCUUGACAUUGUUGUCUUACUGUUGCCCUUACCGUUUCUUGGGAUGCUACGGCUCGCAGGCAAGAGCAGAGUAGGGCUCAUCGCUCUAUUCGCUAUGGGCGGAGUUGUCGCCGUUGUGUCAAUAGGCCGCAUGAUCUCACUUUGCAUGACUCGCGCCGGUACCAUUCCUAUUCUCGAUAUGACCUACUACACACCGGUUGUAUACAUAUUCAGCGUCCUUGAAGUCAAUAUUGCCAUCCUGUGCGCCUCGAUUCCCAUUUUCUGGCCCAUCAUCAGCUCCUUCGCCACCAACAAGAUUCUAGUUGUCAACGAGAUCGUUGUCCAUGUCGAAGAAUACCCAAAAACCAGCCUCGAUGGCCGACCUGGCAUCGGACUCGCGGAACAAGGUGCAUGGAAGAGUCUACCCGAGUCUCCAGGCGUAUUAUCCCAGCAACAGCAACCCAGUCGCCUAAGCGCCAUCGCCCGAACCUUCGAGCGCAGACUGAGCAAAGAUUCAAGCACGAAAGCAGAGCACAAGAGCAAGAGUAGCAUCGCGUCUUCCAUCGGAAAGCCGUUCAGCAGAAGCGACAACAACAGGCCAGCGUCGAGAUCGAGUUGGGAGUCCCAGCGCAAUCUGUACAAGAUGGCGAGUCAGCGAACUGGCAGUCUGACGAAGAGCGACUAUGACUGGUUUGCGGAGACAGACAGGGACUGUGUGGGUAAGACGACGACGAAGAUCGAGAAGGGCGAAAAUCCGUUCAACACGCGGAGACCGUCGGAGACAUGAAGGCAGGCAAAGGCAGAAAGCGUGUUUGGUUGUUAUGAUACCCUGGCGGUCGCGUUUGAUUUCGUAUGUAAGCAAUGAACAAAGAUCACACAAGG